GCGGGGCUGGUUCAGCGCUGCGAGUGGGCGGGUCGAUGCGUUGCAGUUGGGUGAGAGUCAGUGGCCGGUGCGUGUGGCGUCUCUGCUGCUCCGUGUGAGAGGGAAACGUGUCAGCGCUGAGGGAGGCGAGGGAGUGACGCUUAUAAGACUUUCGGACUUUACAAUGGAGACAGUUGUUUGGGAGUACGGCUAACGGAGCAGGCAAUGGAGCUUACAUUCAGUUCUCUGGCUACUGUAUAGCAACAAGGUGAAGCCCAUGGUAGGGGUGAAGAAAACAAAAGAAAUGUGCAUAUUCCUAAUGUCCGUUCUCCUGCACAGGGCUAAACAAAAUCUCUCUUGUCGAUGAAACUUGGAAACCUCAUAGAUUUUAGAGCAAUUGGUGCUUUGGAGGCAAGACAUCGGCAUUUAAGAGGUACAUGUGGCAUUGUGUGUGCUUAUCAUGGCUGCCUACUUAAUCUCCUGUGUCUGGUUAUCUGUGGUACUUGCCCAGAAAAGCAUGGGGCACAGUCUGUUCGCCUGUGAACCAAUCACAUUAAGAAUGUGUCAGGACCUUCCUUAUAAUUCCACCUUCAUGCCAAACCUUCUGAAUCAUUAUGACCAGCAAACUGCGGCUUUAGCAAUGGAGCCUUUCCACCCCAUGGUGAACCUGGAAUGUUCCCGGGAUUUUCGCCCUUUCCUGUGUGCUCUCUACGCACCAGUGUGCACGGAAUACGGACGCGUGACACUGCCCUGCCGCAAGUUAUGCCAAAGAGCCUAUAAUGAGUGCUUCAAACUUAUGGAGAUGUUUGGCGUGCCUUGGCCGGAAGAGAUGGAAUGUAGCCGGUUUCCAGACUGUGAUGAGCCAUACCCCCGAAUAGUGGAUAUCGGCCUGUCUGGAGAACCAUCCGAAGAAACCCCUUUAGCUGUGCAAAGGGACUAUGGCUUCUGGUGCCCCAGGGAACUUAAAACUGACCCUGAAUUAGGUUACUCCUUUUUUGGAGUACGAGACUGUUCUCCACCCUGCCCGCACAUGUACUUCCGUAGAGAAGAGCUCUCCUUUGCCAGAUACUUCAUCGGUGUCAUUUCAAUAGUUUGCCUCUCUGCCACCUUAUUUACCUUCCUGACGUUUCUUAUCGAUGUCACAAGAUUCCGUUACCCAGAGCGGCCAAUCAUAUUCUAUGCUGUCUGUUACAUGAUGGUGUCCUUGAUUUUCUUUAUUGGGUUUUUACUAGAGGACAAAGUGGCAUGCAAUGGUGCAAACCCUAGCCAGUACAAGGCUUCCACUGUAACCCAGGGGUCCCAUAACAAAGCCUGUACGAUGCUCUUUAUGGUGCUUUACUUCUUUACCAUGGCUGGCAGUGUGUGGUGGGUCAUCCUUACCAUUACUUGGUUCCUAGCAGCAGUUCCGAAAUGGGGGAGUGAAGCCAUUGAGAAGAAGGCACUACUGUUUCAUGCCAGUGCAUGGGGCAUUCCUGGGACCCUAACAAUCAUCCUGCUCGCUAUGAACAAAAUUGAAGGAGACAACAUAAGCGGUGUGUGCUUUGUUGGACUCUAUGAUGUCCAUGCCUUGAGAUACUUUGUCCUUGCCCCUCUCUGCCUGGAUGUUGUUGUUGGUGUUUCUCUGUUGCUCGCUGGAAUUAUUUCCCUGAACCGAGUCCGGAUUGAAAUCCCCUUGGAGAAGGAAAACCAAGACAAACUAGUGAAAUUUAUGAUCCGCAUUGGAGUAUUUAGCAUUCUUUAUCUUGUGCCACUCUUGGUGUUGAUUGGCUGCUAUUUCUAUGAGCAAGCCUACCGAGGGGUGUGGGAGACAACUUGGGUACAAGAGCGCUGCAGAGAAUAUCACAUUCCGUGUCCAUAUAAGCCCAAGUGCCAAAGAACUGGGUCACCCAAGUUUGGACCUCUGCUUUCCAGCCCAGUCAAACAGGUGACACAAACAAGUCGGCCGGACCUAAUUCUCUUUUUGAUGAAAUACCUCAUGGCGCUUGUGGUUGGAAUACCUUCUGUGUUCUGGGUCGGAAGCAAGAAGACGUGUUUUGAAUGGGCCAGCUUUUUCCAUGGCCGUAAGAAAACAGCAGGCGUGAAUGAGAGUCGUCAAGUGUUUCAAGAGCCUGAUUUUGCCCAGUCGCUCCUCCGGGAUCCAAAUACCCCAAUUGUCAGGAAAUCUCGAGGGACAUCCACUCAGGGAACCUCUACUCAUGCUUCGUCCACUCAGCUGGCUAUGUUGGACGACCAGAGGAGCAAAGCGGGCAGCGUCCACAGUAAAGUGAGCAGUUAUCAUGGCAGCUUGCACCGCUCGCGGGAUGGACGGUACACCCCGUGCAGUUACAGAGGAAUAGAAGAACGUCUCCCUCACUGUAGCAUAUCCCAUUUGACUGACCACUCGAGGCACAGUAGCACUCACAGACUGAAUGAGCAGUCACACCAGGGCAGCAUUAGAGACUUGACCAAUCCCCUGGCUCACAUUUCUCAUGGAACCAGCAUGAAUCGAGUCAUCGAGGAGGAUGCAACAAGUGCCUGAUGGGAGUGUAGAACAAACAAAGAGCUUGAGAAGAGCUGAUAUAUCAUUUGCUCUUGACAUCUAGAAGAGCUGACAUGGCCUACUGGAAAGUCCCUGGUUGGGAUCAUGGAAUGCGUACAAUCUACUGAUUUUUCAAAGAUGGACAUUAAAGGAUAAGUAAACUUUAAAAUAAGUGAAUGUAAAAUGGAUGAGGGGACUAUUCUAAGCACUUAUGCAAUGUACAUUCAUUAUUUAUUUUCUUUUAAUUCCAAGAUAUUAAGGGAUACAUGU
This is a messenger RNA of Xenopus laevis (African clawed frog), 2767 nucleotides long. It is a transcript of the gene fzd3.S, whose product is annotated as frizzled class receptor 3 S homeolog. The record is from RefSeq and is a predicted model, not a curated record. NCBI's taxonomy places the organism in Eukaryota, Metazoa, Chordata, Amphibia, Anura, Pipidae. Gene Ontology annotation, molecular function: Wnt receptor activity; transmembrane signaling receptor activity; Wnt-protein binding. Bases 440 to 2497 code for a protein of 685 amino acids. The transcript has 8 exons. Gene Ontology annotation, biological process: animal organ development; anatomical structure morphogenesis; non-canonical Wnt signaling pathway. Gene Ontology annotation, cellular component: cell surface; apical plasma membrane; membrane.